Messenger RNA from Hymenoscyphus albidus, 561 nucleotides. The record is from the annotation of a GenBank genome assembly. NCBI's taxonomy places the organism in Eukaryota, Fungi, Ascomycota, Leotiomycetes, Helotiales, Helotiaceae.
AUGCCUUCACAAUACGAAGCUAGCUCAGGUCUGUCAAGCUCCACAGAUGCGGUCAUUCUACACGUCGACUUGGUGGCCGACAAGCUUGAACCUCUCAUUGAUCGCCUCAGAAAUGGUUCCAUUGUACCAGGACAGAAGAGGAAUCACUGGUGUAUUGGUUUGGCAACAUCACAAGAAGAGUCAAUUCAAUUGGAUCCAAAUACAAAGGGCGAUUGUUCGCUUGAUAUCUUAGUCAGCAAACAUCAUCAAACUCAGGGAAACAAUAUCAAGCAUAUCCGAUUGUCAGUGAAGGAUGGGUUGAAGUUUUCACAAGUGAUUGAGCUUUUGUUGAACAACAAGCACGAUUAUUAUCGAUUUGACCAGAAUCAUCAAGGGCUACGGCAAUGGAUUAUUACCACGUUGGCAUUGUUGUUUUCUGUGGGUUAUCUCACGAACGAAUCUGAGGUGAAGGAUGCAAAGGCCAUUGUCAAGAUUGUAUGGAAAGGUCAGGACGAACCUGUGGAGGAAGAAAACCAGUCUGAAAUGGUUCUUGGGACCUUUUUUGACCCGAAUGAGCUUUGA